Fomitopsis serialis is the source of this 2147-nucleotide messenger RNA. RefSeq names its product major facilitator superfamily domain-containing protein. The record is from RefSeq and is a predicted model, not a curated record. Gene Ontology annotation, molecular function: transmembrane transporter activity. The transcript has 12 exons. Lineage: Eukaryota; Fungi; Basidiomycota; Agaricomycetes; Polyporales; Fomitopsidaceae. Gene Ontology annotation, biological process: transmembrane transport. Bases 418 to 1818 code for a protein of 466 amino acids.
CUCUGAGUCUCAGUUAGCAACCGUGACUCAGAGACCAUGCCACCUGACUGGUCUCUUAUCGCGAAUUCACUCUGGUCCUCAUCCAUACGCACAUUUCCACUCAAAGUCAUCCACUUUGCAGCUCUCACUGCAACUGGCUUAGACCGUAUAUCAUAGUGACCCGAGCCUGACUGGGAGGGCAAGGUACAAACUCACGCGUUCCUCGGUCGUACGAUCGGGAUCUGAGUGAUCGGGACCUGCCGCCGGGUUCAAAGGUUGAUACGAAGUAUGACUUGUUAUCAGUACCGUACGUACAGGGGGCCGCGAUUACUCCGCGAUUCAAAUAUACAUGAACCCAGGCCGACUCGUCUACUCCUUGCCUUCGCUGCCCUACACAUCCCCUGCGUCCUCGCAGCCUACUAGCUGUCUACUACGGCCAUGGCCAACCACGUACCGAGCGAGGAGACAGCUCUCCUCGUACCGCAGAAGCCCGCGGACGCGCAUGCUGCCCUCUACAGUCGCUUCUCGCCCGCACGGAAGCGUGUCAUCCUUGCUCUAGUCUCUUGCGCCGGUAUUGUUCCUCUGUUGGUCACUGGAUCCUUCGUCCCAGCCAUACCGCAACUAGUAAUAGAUAUGCACUCAACACCAUCCGUGAUCAGCCUAACAAUCAACAUUGCCAUGUUCUCAGUGGCAUUCGGGAACCUGGUGUGGGCCUCUUAUUCGGGCUUCUACGGACGUCGCCCUAUCUACCUCUACUCCUUGCCAACUCUAUGUAUAGGUUCGAUCGGCGUCGCAACCUCAACCUCAAUUACUCAGCUACUCGCAUGGCGUGUCUUACAAGCAGUAGGCUGCUCUAGCGGCAUGAGCGUAGGAGCAGCAGUCGUCGGUGACCUUUAUGCGCUCGAAGAACGCGGGGGCGCAAUGGGUAUAUUCUUUGGCGCUGCCCUCAUAGGGCCCGCAAUAGCGCCAUUUCUCGGAGGCUUGUCCGUGCACUUCGCUAGCUGGCGCGCACUGCAUAUGAUCUUUGCCCUCCUCAGCGUCUUCAUGUUCAUCGUCAUGUACUACUUGCUCCCGGAAACAUCACAUCCGGGCACCCGCGGAGCGGACCACAAGUUCGGCGAGGAGAAGUGGAGAUGGCACUGGCUCAACCCGCUCAAGAGCCUGACAUUGUUGAGGGCACCCAACUUGCUCGUGGUGACGCUUGCCACCACGGUAGUGCUUAUGACCGAUUUCGUCAUGAGCAUCCCUCUGGCAUACACCCUAGGCAAGCGAUACAACAUCACGAACGAAGCCUUAGUCGGUCUCCUCUUCCUCCCAGUAGGAAUCGGCAACAUCAUCGGCGCGCCUUUGGCCGGCAAGCUCUCUGACAUGACGGUCGUACGGUGGCGCGCGAAACGCAAGGGCGUCUGGGUACCCGAGGACCGCCUGCGCGCAUCUCUCCUCGGGUCUGUCCUCGCGCCGGCGAGCACCCUGGCCUGCGGGCUCCUUACGGAGUUCGUCCCCGGAAGAUUAGGGAUCGCACUCAAUGUGGUCGCGCUGUUCAUUAACGGGAUCGGCGUGGACCUCGCGCUCAGCCCUGCGUCCGCAUACAACGUCGAUGUGCUGCACUCGCGAAGUGCGGAGGUCAUGUCGGCGUGCAACGCACUGCGGUCAAUGUUGAUGGCCAUCAUGACGACCGCAAUCUUACCCUCGCUUGAAAACUUCGGACUCGUAUGGACGAACCUGGCUGCGACGGUCCUCGGAUGGACAGGACUAUUGAUGCUCCUCGUCACAAUCCGGUAUGGUGAUCGUAUGCGCGCCUCCGUGAACAUCGAAUGGUCCACAGCACGCGAUAACUGAAAACAUGCAUUGCAUGACUUUGAGUCUUGAGAUCUACUUGGAGAGCGAUAGAUUUGUAUUGGUAGUACAUGACUGAUGGUCUGACGAACAUGACGGAAGCCCGAGAGCGAUGCAUGUCACAGAUUGCUCAACGCUCAUUUGAUGCAGUAUCAAGACUAGAUCAACACUGUUGAUAGGAUGGACACUGGCACAAGACAAGAGGCCUGACAUGCAAGACCCGUUCUCGAGUGCGAUCAGACAGAACGGGGGCAACAUAGAUAUAGCUUAGACAGACAUGGACAGAUGAUGUGCUUACGAUCUCCAGUAUGCUGAUGGCCAAUAAAUGUCGU